This is a messenger RNA of Oncorhynchus masou masou (cherry salmon), 1328 nucleotides long. Its product is annotated as serine/arginine-rich splicing factor 7-like. The record is from RefSeq and is a predicted model, not a curated record. The transcript is spliced from 8 exons. Gene Ontology annotation, molecular function: zinc ion binding; RNA binding. NCBI's taxonomy places the organism in Eukaryota, Metazoa, Chordata, Actinopteri, Salmoniformes, Salmonidae. Bases 123 to 806 code for a protein of 227 amino acids.
CUCUCUGGUUGGCGGUACUUCCUUCCCUGGGUUAUAUGUUAAACGUGCUGUUGCCUUGUGCGAGCAGCUAGCUAGGUCAAUACGGGAAAGGGGGGGAGCGUGGAAAAGUUUCAGAUUUUAAGAUGUCACACUCGUCAUCACGUGGCUCCUCGCGCAACACUGACUGCAAGGUCUAUGUGGGUGACUUAGGCAACGGGGCUGCUAAGGGGGAGUUGGAGCGGGCGUUCAGCUACUAUGGACCUCUGCGCAGCGUCUGGGUGGCCAGGAACCCUCCUGGCUUUGCCUUUGUUGAGUACGAAGAUCCCAGAGAUGCUGAGGAUGCGACGAAGGGCAUGGAUGGCAAAGUGCUCUGUGGUUCUCGCAUAAGAGUGGAGUUGUCAACUGGCAUGUCUCGCAAGUCACGCUACGGCCGUCCCAGCCGUCGGCACUUCGACCCCAACGACCGCUGCUACCAAUGUGGCGAGAGUGGCCAUUAUGCAUAUGACUGCUCUCGCUUUAGCAAGAGGGGAGGAGGCCGUCGCCGCAGCAGGUCCCGCUCACGAUCUCGCUCAAGGUCCAGGGGAAGGCGUUACCGCUCACGCAGCCGAAGCAACGACCGUGACCGGCGUAAUAGAUCCCCAUCAUACUCAAAGCGCAGAAGCAGAUCUGGGUCCCCCGCACGUUCCAAGUCCAGAAGUCCAGUGCGCAGAUCAGUAAGUCGCUCCCGUUCUCGCUCCCAUUCCCGGUCAGUGUCCCGCCCCAGGGCGCGGAGCGUCUCCAGAUCUCGCUCCAGGUCCCGCUCGGCCAACACCAGGAAGAGGUAUUGAACUGGAGAAUCUCCUCAUACCCAAUCCCGGUCUUCGGGACCCCAAGCCGAUCCAGGUCUCCCAGCCAGAGGAAAAGCCCCAUACCUGAUGCUGACUGACCAUGGGGGUGAAACCGCUCCAUGCCCUGCUGUUCCCCAUUUGCCUCAGGGCUUGAAGCCAUUUAACCCCUUUGUAUUUUGAGUUCUUUCUCCUGUCAUUUAGUUUAUUUAUCCCUUGGUGUUCAUCCUCUGGCUUUGGCAUUAUUAUUUCAUCUGUAUGUACAACAAAUUCCCGAACUGUACAUUUCAAUGGCUCUUUUUACAGUGGUGAUGUUUUUAGCUUUCUGUUCAUUUUGAAUUUGUUAGCCUUUGGCCAGUGUUAAUGGCAAUUCUUUCCUUUUCUGACAUAUUUGGCAAUAUAUCAGCUCCAGUCGAGUGCAUUGAAGUGUACUCAUAGCUGUACUAAAAGCAGAAUGAUUUAGGGUUUUAUUUCAUUUUCAAUGUAAAUGGCGGUAUCUUUUUAAUAAAACAAAUCUUUACACUA